Molecule: messenger RNA, 297 nt
Organism: Klebsormidium nitens
Lineage: Eukaryota; Viridiplantae; Streptophyta; Klebsormidiophyceae; Klebsormidiales; Klebsormidiaceae
Source: the annotation of a GenBank genome assembly
AUGGAGGCUUGGUAUGGCCCGAAGACGUCGUUUCAGGGCAAAGAGCUGACUGUGGUGGUAAAGAGGAACAUCAUCAAGAUGAUUUUGAGAGGGGGUCUCGGCCUUUCGCUCGAGAUCUCUAAAAUGAGCCACGGAGUUAGGACAACACCGCUUCGAAUCGUGCCCAUGAGUGAGUGGAAGCAGCUGGAGACGAAGUACGGUGGGCUGAAGGCAAGUCUCGAGAGGACCAAGGCGCUUCGGGGCAGGUGCUUGAUCAGCGGGGGUGCGGAUCCAUCCAGCCCUGACAAGCUCGGGUGA